This is a messenger RNA of Triticum urartu, 2068 nucleotides long. RefSeq names its product gallate 1-beta-glucosyltransferase 84A23. Lineage: Eukaryota; Viridiplantae; Streptophyta; Magnoliopsida; Poales; Poaceae. The record is from RefSeq and is a predicted model, not a curated record. Gene Ontology annotation, molecular function: quercetin 7-O-glucosyltransferase activity; quercetin 3-O-glucosyltransferase activity.
CGGCACGUCGGACCGCAUCGCACACGUCACCGCCGAACCAAUUUCCGUAUAAAUGCGGUAGCUACAGAGUAGUACAAGUCGGCCCACAUCGUAUCAGUCCCAGCUAUCGCACACACUGCAUCGGCCAGCUCAGGAUCGGGCAAGAAGAGAAGACGACAUUUAUUUUCUUCCCCCGCGGGAGAUCGAUCACAGCCGGGCAGACAUGGGCGAGGAGGCUCCGGUCGCGGUCACCGCGGCGGCGACGACGUCGCCGGCGCCCCACCUGCUCCUCAUAUGCUUCCCGGGCCAGGGCCACGUCAACCCCAUGCUCCGCCUCGCCAAGCGCUUCGCGGCCAAGGGCCUCCUCGUCACCUUCUCCUCCACCUCCUACGUUGGAGGCAAGAUCACGGCCUCCUCCGGGGUGGAGGCCGGCGGCGACGGCGUGCCGCUCGGCCGCGGAAGGAUCCGGUUCGAGUUCUUGGACGACGAUUUCGACGGGAAUGACCUCGACGACCUGAUGAGGCACCUGGAGACGACCGGCCCCGUGGUGUUCGCGGAGCUGCUGAGGCGCCAGGAGGAGGCGGGCCGGCCGGUGACGUGCAUCGUCGGGAACCCGUUCCUCCCGUGGGCGAUCGACGUCGCCCACGAUGCCGGCAUCCCCACGGCGGUGCUGUGGGUGCAGUCGUGCGCCGUGUUCUCGCUCUACUACCACCACGUGCACGGGCUCGUGGAGUUCCCGCCCGAGGACGACCUCGACGCCCGGGUCAACCUCCCGGGCCUCCCGCCGCUGUCCGUCGCCGACGUGCCGUCGUUCCUGCUGCCGUCCAACCCCUACAAGCUCCUCACCGACGCGAUACUGAAGCAGUUCCGCACCAUCCACAAGGCGUCGUGGGUGUUCGUCAACUCCUUCUACGAGCUGGAGCCCGAGGUGGUGGACGCGCUCCCGGGCAUCUCGCCGCCGCCGCCGCCGCUCAUCCCCGUGGGCCCGCUCGUGGAGCUGGAGGAGGAGGGCGCCGUGCGGGGCGACAUGAUCAAGUCGGCGGACGACUGCGUGGGGUGGCUGGACGCGCAGGCGCCGCGCUCCGUCGUGUACGCGUCGCUCGGCAGCGUCGUGGUGCUGUCCGCCGAGGAGCUGGCCGAGAUGGCGCACGGGCUCGCGUCCACCGGCCGCCCCUUCCUGUGGGUGGUUCGGCCGGACUGCAGCGCGAUGCUUCCCGAGGGGUACCUGGACUCCGUCGCCGGGCGCGGCAUGGUGGUGCCGUGGAGCCCGCAGGACCUGGUGCUGGCGCACCCGUCCACGGCGUGCUUCCUCACGCACUGCGGCUGGAACUCCACGCUGGAGACGCUCGCGGCGGGGCUUCCCGUGGUGGCGUUCCCGCAGUGGGGCGACCAGUGCACGGACGCCAAGUACCUCGUGGAGGAGUUCAAGAUGGGGGUGCGCAUCGGCACGCCGCUGCGGAGGGACGCCGUGCGCGACGCCGUGGAGGACGUCGUGGCCGGGCCGGACGCCGGCGCGAUGCUCGAGAAGGCCAGGGCGUGGUGCGCGGCGGCGAGGACGGCCGUGGCGGCCGGCGGGUCGUCGGACCGCCACGUACAGGCGUUUGUUGACCAGGUUGUGGCGGGAACCAUUGGCGCACGAGCAGAUAAGGACCUUGUGGCUGCGGAGCAGCAAGGUUUCGAUUCAUCUUCUCUACGUGGAAACUAAGGAUUAUUUCGGCCAUCUUCAGUGAAGAAAUGUGCAGAGAUUUCUGAAGUUCAAAAGCGAGACACGCACAAGACUACUCAAUCGAAGCAACUUUGUCGCAGGCAGGCGCCUACGUUGGCACACAGAGUCGGAAGCAUCGAUCGGUAUGAGCAACUGAAGUCCAUCGUUGACGCGAUGUUGCGAGUCUUGGAGCUUAGCACUGGAGUCUGAAGAUGCCGCGAGAACCGAAGCUAAUAAUAAUUGUACGUACUAGUCUUCGUAGCAUGAUAUUUUGUUCUCUUUGAUCCUCUUGUUAUGUUUGUUGUCAGUCAUACAGAGAGCCAGGCAGGCUACAAUUCAGUGUGUUCAUUUAAGUGUCAAUAAAUUUAGUUAUUAAGAGCCUAA